UUAAUAACCAUGAUGCAAAUAUAUUUCUUAAUUUACAGGAGGAAAGGAGAGGAAUGUUACCAAAGUAUCAACGUCUCAAACCUGGUGUGACACGUGUUGCCCCGACAACCAUUUCUAGCAGUGCCAUAAUUUCAAGGCCACCGGCAUUGGCAGGUAAUAUGAUGGCACAACAAAUGAGACAACAUAUGCCGCCACAAGGUACUCAACAACCAGGAAUGGGCAUGCCCAUGGGCCAAGGUGCCCCCCAACAAAGGAUGCAAAGACCACCUUUUCCAGGACCGCCUCCUUUUCAGGGUGGUCAGGGUCCGCCUCCAAUGAGGCCACCAAUGAUGCAGUCUGGAGGAGUACGUUACUAGGACACCAACUCGGAUGUAACAGGUGGAUCGUUUAUCUGGAAUUUCUAAUGUAAUUAAUUUUUAUGUCUUGAGAGUGGAAGUGUCAAUUUUAUUGUGAUUUUACCUGUUCAGGUGCCUAAGUAAAAUAUGGACUUUUAGAUAUGAACAUGCGACGGUGAGAAUUUUUCCAUAUUAAUAAUCAGACCAUUUACAAUGAUUAUCGUAAUUGUAGAUCUUAUUUUCAGUUAGAGAAAAACAAAAUGAAAGAUUGCUACUCCAGGUAAACAGGCAAGUUUUAUUUUUUUAAUGUGACUAUGAUACAGCUCUCCUCAGACUCUUCUGUGUUCAACAGUCAGCAAUGGGAAGAUUUUCAUUACUGAAUUUUCUUCAGAGCACUGCCAAGGUAAAUCAUUGCAAUAUAAUAAUGAUUUUGAUUGCGAACUGGUGCACCAUAUUAACAAAUGGUGUGCAGUGUGUUUGGUAACACGUAUUGUUGAACUUUAAAUAAGAUUGAAAUUAAUUGCAUCUUGUUUUACCCCUAUACUCGGUGUACGAUUCCUGCACGUAUCAGGUGAGGAAGAAUCAAUUUUGAAAUCAACCUAAGAGUUGGUUUGCAGCUGAUAACUGAUCAUUCUCCAGAGUGGACUCAAAUUGGUUGGACGUAGGAAAAAAAUGUGACUUUUUUUCAUAUAUAUAUAUAUAUAUACUUUUGUUAAUAAUUCAACAGGGUUCUUUUUACUUUUAGAAAACUCAACAAAUCAAAAUAUCAGUUUGACAAAAUUCUUUGCUCUCUGGCAAACAAUGUCCAUUAAUGUAAGCGAUAGCCCAUUGUGUAUAGUAGAAAUUAAUUUCCUUUGUAUGUUCAAGAACCCCUGCAUUUUUUAAAAAUAUUUUUCUCGAUAUAGCGAAUGUAAGUUAAACUGACGAAAAUAUCAUGUUUAGUAAGUAUCUUCAGCAGAGUUGUAAUAAGGACCAUAUGUUCAUGAUUUAGGUACGUUAUAUUGUAAUUGUGUUGCAGUUCAAGUCAAUCCGUCACUCCCACCUCGUAGUUCAGUGAACGUUGCACUUCUAUCUGUUAAAGAGCACAUUUCAUGUUCAAAGAUAAUCUGCCGUGCAGUUUUUAAAUUCAUAUUUUGCGACCAGACUCUAAUUGCUUGCAUGUGAAAAACAUUGAUACUAAGAAAGGAAAUUGGUGGACCUAUUCAGAUGGACAACUAAGUGUUCUCAACUUUAUUGUAUGUAUUUUAUGAAUUAUGAAAUUUCCCAGCAGAAAUGAGGUACUUUUUUGUUUGUUUUAAUUGAACUGUUACUGUAAAUUAUGAAGCAAAACAUCACAGUUGUACCAGAGAGCCUGAAGGUCAGUAUUAGUAGUGGAAAGAGCCGGUUUUCACAGCUGUCAUGUGCUGUUGGACUUACUGGAUGUCCCCAACAUUUUGUUUGGUGAAAGAUUGGCUCACACCUGCUGCAACGUGUUUAAAUCAGCAUAAAUUUUUCCCCACAUUUUGAGCCCUAUUCUGCAUAAACAUGUGUUGAUUAGGCACGAUUGCAGCUUGUGUACUGGUGACUUGUGAAAAAACAAAUUCAGAAUGAGAUUAAUAUAUAUUACAAGAAUGUACAUUGUGGUGACAUGCAGUAAAAAAUCUUGGCAGAGUACAUUCGAAAUGCUCUGGUAAAACACGUCGUAAAUGACACUAUUGUAUCGUACAAUGUGCAUCUUUUCUACCAGGUGUUGAAGUUAUUCAUAUACUGUAUUCGCUUUAUUUAGUAGCACUUGUGCUUACGUAAAUGACAAGUUGUCUAUGAUCAAAAUAAAGACAAAUGGGGUAUGAUUAGUCUGAAGUAUAACAUCACUACUGACGUGAAAUGUUUAUUUCAUGUCACCACAAUGAAUAUUAGAGUUCUAUAUCAAUAAUUAUCAAUUCCCAAGUUUCUUUUUGUAUCUCCAGCUAUUGUUAAUUUUUCAGUGUUUGUUCAUCUUUACUGUGACAGUUAAGGCAAGUGUGAAAUAAAGUUACAUUCUUCACAAAU
This is a messenger RNA of Saccoglossus kowalevskii, 2363 nucleotides long. RefSeq names its product BUB3-interacting and GLEBS motif-containing protein ZNF207-like. Gene Ontology annotation, biological process: attachment of spindle microtubules to kinetochore; mitotic spindle assembly; mitotic spindle assembly checkpoint signaling. The record is from RefSeq and is a predicted model, not a curated record. Gene Ontology annotation, cellular component: kinetochore; nucleus; spindle matrix. NCBI's taxonomy places the organism in Eukaryota, Metazoa, Hemichordata, Enteropneusta, Harrimaniidae. Gene Ontology annotation, molecular function: DNA binding; microtubule binding.